Oldenlandia corymbosa var. corymbosa is the source of this 2337-nucleotide messenger RNA. The record is from the annotation of a GenBank genome assembly. Lineage: Eukaryota; Viridiplantae; Streptophyta; Magnoliopsida; Gentianales; Rubiaceae.
AAAAAAAAAAUAAAAAAAAUAUUCCAAAGAAUCACCAGUUAGGAGUAAUCCAAGUUCAUGGACUAUCAGUUCUAUUGCUGAUAGGUAAUCCCCAAACAUUGACCAACACAACCAACGAUCAAACGAUUCCAACCGGUCUAAACAAGAAGCAGUUGUAAUUGGACCAGAAGCUGUAUUCGCUAACAAAAAUGUCAACUACUAUGCUAAAGUGUUUUAGUGGUGCUCCACUUCUUUCAAGUUUCAAGACUAUAUAUAUUAGCACUCUUGUAAUUGACAUUCCAACAAACGGCUGAUCAAGGAAUAUCACCACCACAAAGACCCGCAGACGGACUCACGGACGUUACCCAGUGCAACCACCAGUCAGCCGCGCCAACCGUAAUAAGCGAAACAAUCCCAAGUCCAUCUUUUUCUUCCACCUUACACAACAGAAUUGAUUUGGAUCAUUGUUCUGCGUUCUGUGUUUCCAUCUCCGUACCACUCGGUCCUCCAUGGCCAGCAAGGGGAUUCAGCUGCGGGGAUUUGGUAUUACAGCUGCUCGGAAACACCCGGCGCUGAUGCACUGAGGGGACCAAAGAGCUGAGCAAAGCAACACGCAGAGAGGGAGAGUCCCAUCUCUUCUUCAACCAUGGAACAGAACUAGAUCAUAGCAAACUACUCAGUCAUGAUCGUCAAGGUAUACCAAUCAGUCAGUCGACAUCCAGGGGAAAUUAUUUUCGUACUUUGUUUGACGACUGACGAGAGGAAGAUGGAAGCUAAGGAGUGGCGGGAGGUCUGUCGUUUCGUCUGCACUUGGAAUUUCUGGAGGAUGUCCAUUUUCUGGACUUUUUCUCUCAUCUCUUCCUACUUGCAAUUGUUCUUACAAAGGUUUUUAUCCGAGAAAAAUUCCACAAGUUUUCGCCGUUCUUCUCCUUCGUUUCAUCCUCCAGAAUCAGUUUCAAUUCCUCCCGCGGUGAAUGAUUCCAGAAGGCCCGUCUGCGUGAUCACCGGUGCAACAUCUGGUUUGGGUGCUGCAGCUGCCAAGGCUUUGUCAAUGCAAGGGUUUUCCAUGGUUUUAGUUGGAAGAUCAUCUGAAUCAUUGGCUAAGACACUGGCUGAUAUCAAGAAACAGAAUGUUACUGCUCCAGUGAAAGCCUUUGUGGUUGAUGUAUCAUCCUUUGAGUCAAUCUUGAAGUUCAAAGCAUCCCUUCAGAGUUGGUUGUUGGAGGCAAACAUGCAUCCUUCUAUUCAGCUACUGAUAAAUAAUGCUGGAAUUCUAGCAGCAUCAUCUAGAAUCAAUCCUCGAAAUUAUGAUCAGAUGAUGGCCACCAAUUACAUUGGUGCAUUUUGCCUCACCAAAGUUCUUCUGCCACUUCUGGAGAACAGCCCUGUUCCUUCACGUGUUAUAAACAUCACAUCUUUUACUCAUAGAACUGUUUCUGGGGCUAAGGUGGACAAGGAAACUGUCACUGGCAAGUGUUUUUCAAGAUUAAAAUCCUAUCCGUUUGCUCACGUUUAUGAGUACUCAAAAUUUUGUUUGCUUCUCUUCUCAUAUGAGCUUCAUCGACAACUUGGAUUGAUGGAGAAAUCUUAUCAGGUUUCUGUAAUUGCUGUUGAUCCUGGUGCUGUCGAAACUAAUAUAAUGCGGGAACUUCCACCCUCCAUUGCUUGGUUUGCUUGUCUCACCUUGAAAGUUUUGGGGAUGCUGCAGACACCCGAAGAUGGAGUGUCAUCAAUUCUUGAUGCAGCUCUUGCCGGACCCGAAAUAAGCGGAGUGUAUUUCUUUGGAGGAAACAUGAAUACCAUCAAAUCCUCUGCACUUUCAUACAACUCCAAGCUUUCGAAAGAUCUUUGGGCUACGUCAUGUGAUAUCUUUCUAGAAUCCCAACUUGCUUGUAGCGGCGCUUCCAGUUAAUAAUGUCAUGUGAUUGAGGUUACCUUCAGGAUGGGCUUCGGCCUCUCGAGUCUGUUGUUUUUGACAGAUCAUGAAUGCAGAUGUAUAGUCGGCUCUCUUUAUAGCUAGCCCAUAAUUGCUUAGGAUGCUCGGAGAUAGAGCAAUGUUUCUCCGGUCUGAGUCUCAGCCUCACUUUCUCCCCCCACAAUUAGUUACUGCCUCCCUCAGAAUUUAAUAAUAGUUCAUUUUGUCGUUAUUGAUUUAGUUCUUUAUUGAGAGAUUGUGCAAUAAUGUAAAAACUAAAUCACAGACUAUUAUAUUGAAUCUUCUUUUUACAAUUGAUAUUAAUUUGGAUAAUGAUAAAUUUUAUUGCUGAAGGGUUAGUUUUAUAUUAGGGUCCAGAUACUGUAUCAUAUUGGUAACAAUGUAGGAUGCCACAAGAUUAUUAUCAAGCAUAUGGUACUCCA